Messenger RNA from Paramuricea clavata, 1620 nucleotides. The record is from the annotation of a GenBank genome assembly. NCBI's taxonomy places the organism in Eukaryota, Metazoa, Cnidaria, Anthozoa, Malacalcyonacea, Plexauridae.
AUGACUAGACAUCAUCAAAAUCACAGGGUUGAAAAAUUUCGAUCUUUUGACAUAUCUGACAACAUAACUGUAGUACAGUGCCCGUUUAGUUUUUGUGCCAAAAUUUCACAAAAUUUGAAAGACUUCCUGCAGCAUCUAAAAGCUCACAUAGUGCAAGGUAAUGAAGUGCUGUACCCUUUUGAAGGAUGUAGUUUAACAUUUAGGGUGAAAUCGUCGUUUUCCUCUCAUCUAACUCGAAACCAUAAAGCUUGCUCAAACAGACGAGUGCACUCUGACUUACUUAUACAUGAAAGUGAACCUGAUACUCAUAACCAAAAUUUUAACCAAGAAAUUGACAUAGAUGAGGUAACACUUAACAAUCUUCAUAUUGACAAUAGUGAACAGGAAAAUGAAGUUGAAGAAAAUUUGAGUGAGCUGUUACUAAAAAAUUUGGCUCUUUUUUAUUUAAAACUGACUGCCAAGCACCAUAUGCCUGCCACGACUGUCCAAAUGGUGAUUUGUGAAAUUCAAGCCAUGCAUGGUUUAUCCCGAAAUUGCAUGAAACAGCAUAUUGAGAAAAAAAUGAAAGAAAAAUUAAUUUCUGACACUGACAUAAAUGACAUAACAGAGGAAUUUUCAGCAAACGAUAUCUUUGAUACAGUUCAUGCUGACAAAGGACCACUAAGUACUGAAUAUAGAAGAAAACAAUUUUAUAAGGAAAACUUCAGUUAUGUUAACCCCAUAGCAAUAUGCCUAGGACAUGAUAAAGAUAAUAUUAAACGACAUUUUGAGUAUGUCCCUGUCAUUGAAACAAUUGAAAAUCUUUUGAAGGACUCCAGUGUUAAAGAACAAUUUCAAAACCCACUUCCAUCCCAAGAAGGCGUUUUAAGGGAUUUUAUGGAUGGGUGUGUAGCAAAACAAAAUCUUCUUUUCAUUGAGCUACCUAAUGCCAUUAAGAUAAUUCUCUACCAAGAUUCCUUUGAAGUUGUGAACCCUUUGGGGAGUGCAAAAAAGAAACACAAAAUUUUAGGAGUUUACCUUACUUUGGGCAACAUUUAUCCCCAAAACCGUUCCAAAAUUGAUCAAAUGCAACUUGUUUUGCUUAUCAGAGAAGUUGAUUUUAAGUACUUUGGGCAGGAAGCUGUGUUCCGUGUGCUAGUUAAAGACCUUAAGAAAAUUGAGGAGACAGGUGUGCAUUUUGAGAAUGAAUAUGUCCGUGGAACAGUUGCCAUGUUCCUCGGUGACAAUUUGGGUAGCCACUGCAUUGCUGGUUUUGUAGAAAAUUUCAGUUCAUGUGUAUAUAUAUGUCGAUUUUGCUUAAUGGAAUUAGAGGCAUUUAUUUCUGGUAACAUUUAUAAUAUCUAUCCUCAACGAUCACCAGAAAAUUACAAAGAGGACUUAGCAGAGCUUGAGAAAAAUCCAGUCCUAAAUAAUUACCAUGAUGGAAUAAAAUUUGACUCAAUUUUUAAUGAACUUGAAUAUUACCAUGUGUGUAGCCCAGGCUUACCCCCUUGCCUUGGCCAUGAUCUUUUUGAGGGUGUUGUCCAUUAUGACCUGGCCCUUUUCAUAAAGUACAUGGUAAAAGAUAAGAAGUUCUUCACAUAUCCAUAUAUCAAUCAAAGAAUAGCUACGUUUAAGUAG